Messenger RNA from Ostreococcus tauri, 1107 nucleotides. RefSeq names its product Bd3614-like deaminase N-terminal domain. The transcript has a single exon. Lineage: Eukaryota; Viridiplantae; Chlorophyta; Mamiellophyceae; Mamiellales; Bathycoccaceae. Gene Ontology annotation, molecular function: catalytic activity. The coding region runs from base 1 to 1107 and encodes 368 amino acids. The record is from RefSeq and is a predicted model, not a curated record.
AUGCGCGUCGCCCGCGCGCCCGCGCGCGUGACGCGACGCCGCGUGGGUCGACGCGCGCGCGGGCGAUCGCGCGACGCCGUCGCCCGGGCGCACGGGCGUCGGAAAGGCCCGCGAACGCCCACCGUGCGUGAUUUCACCCUGGCGGACGACGUGCGACGGGCGAGCGACGCCGAGGCGGACGUCGCGUUCGUGCGCGCGCCGCCGAACGCGCGUGGGAUCGCGCGCGAGCGCGCGCGAUACGCCAGGUCGACGUCGACGCGCAGUGCGGUGGUGAAUUUGAUUUUGGGCGCGCGGGAGCGCGAGCGGGACGCGGCGGCGGCGACGACGGGCGCGCGGCGAAACCACGCGGAUUCGUGGAUGCGAGGACGGAUAUUCACCACGGCGGGUGAGAUAUCGACGUUCGAUCGGGCGAUGGUGAAGGUGUGCGCGAGGACGGUGACCGCGCUGGGGGCGUUCGACCGCGCGACGGCGCGCGCGGACGAAGACGCGGCGUCCGGGACGGAGCGCGACGACGACGACGACGACGACGACGACGACGCGCUCGUGGACGUCACCGAGGACGCAUCACGCGCGAUAACGCGCGGAAUCGAGGAGAGCGAACGCCUGUGCGCGGCGCUCCCGAGGUUGGAGGAGAUGCCGGACGCGCGCGCGUUUUUCGCCGCCGCCGAAACCGCGCUCCGACCCGACGCCAUCGACGACGAUGACGCUCGCGUCGACGACGAUGACCCAUCGCCGCGGCGGUCACGACGUCGCACCAACCGCGCGGUGUUCGCCGCCCUGCACUCACCCAGUCGCGGAAUCUACCGCGUCGCCGCCAACACGAACGGGGCGAACAAGGCGCUCCACGCCGAGAUGAACCUCCUCCUCAAUCUCAGAACCACUUCGGCGCACGCACAGACCCCAGACGCACUGGACCCGGACACGACGUUACUCAUCACGCUCCAGUGCUGCGAGAUGUGCGCCGCGCUCGCGUGUGAAUUCGACGCCGUCGUCGCCGCCGAGUACUUUCGCGCCGACGACGGCCCGCUCGCCCGGCGCACCGCGCUCCAGAUCGACCCACAUCGUCGCGAGCGCGCCUUCAUCGCGUCCACGCCUCGACCCACAUGA